AUGACUUGCUUCAGCAAAUAUUUUGUUUUGUUAUAAUAUUUAAAUAUAUCAAGCAAAUAAACACUUUUUAUCACCAAUCAUAAACGAAGAUUCUGAAAAUGGAUACCGUUAAAAUCGGCGACUCAAACAAUGGCUCAAAUAAUUUACCUACUGAAUUGGAACAGGAAGUUACCGGCUUUACCUCCUGCGGCACAAACUUGGAUAUUAAAGGCAGGAAGUUAACCGUACGCAUGCUGCGCAUGAAUUCCGCCACAAUGGUUAUUAUAUCGCCACAAGGUAAAGAAAGUCUAGACGAGAUGGGGGUGGCAUUUCCAUCUCUCGGCAAUUGUGGAUUAUCGUCAAGCACAACAAUAUUUGGAUCAGAAUAUGCUUCCAACUCCCAACGUUUAGCGGAGCUGUGGAGUAAACGUCACAAACGCCAAUUUAUAGUAUGCUGUAAUGUACAAACAAAUGACAUUGAUGGGUCUUUGGUGGAGAGGUCACUAAGCGAUUGGAUUUGUGCAAAUGUGCAAGCAUAGAAGACUUAUUUUUGUAUUAAACGAAAAAAAAAUGUAAUAUUUAUAUAAUUUGUUGUCCGUAAUAAUUACAUAUUACAUAUGUACAUACAUGUAAGAUAAUUUAAAUAAAUCCAAAAAUAAAAACUAAUUUUAAAAAUA
Messenger RNA from Ceratitis capitata (Mediterranean fruit fly), 656 nucleotides. RefSeq lists its product as hypothetical. The transcript has a single exon. Gene Ontology annotation, biological process: proteasome assembly. The coding region runs from base 99 to 518 and encodes 139 amino acids. Lineage: Eukaryota; Metazoa; Arthropoda; Insecta; Diptera; Tephritidae. The record is from RefSeq and is a predicted model, not a curated record.